UUACUCCCUUUAUUCUUGUUGACAAAUGAUCAUGUAUUCUUUGAUUUAUGAAUGAAAGCUUCUUUUCAGAAAAAAAAAAAAAAAAAAGUAAAAGAAAAAAAAAGGACUGUCGGUCGCUUUAGCAUUUCUGUUUUUAAAAUCUUAGUUCGACUUUUAUUUUGAUUCGACUAUUACUACCAGAGUUUUCGAACUCUCAGAUUCGCAAUCCCAGAUCAUUGGCAUUGGAAUAAUACACUCUCAGAUUCGCAAUCCCGGAUCACUCGUCUUCCUUCUUCGAUCCCCCAAGUCUCUACUCUCGUACGGGCACCAAUGGAGUCCAUUCUGAGCAGGGGGGGUUCGUGGAUCAGAAACCAGCGGGCCAGGAUCCUCGAGGCCUCGUGGGGGCCGCUGCAACGACCGAUGCGAUGGCCAUGGAAUAACGACGACAGGGAGCAAAGGAAGAGAAUCCCAGAAGAGUACGAGCGACGCAAGAAGCAGCUCGACGAUCUCUGCCUUGCCCUCAAGGCCGAGUCCGUCUCGGACUUGCAGGACAUUCUUUGCUGCAUGGUCCUCUCCGAGUGCGUUUACACGAGGCCUGCUGAUGAAUUGGUUCGAGCUGUAAAUAAAUUCAAGGCUGACUUUGGAGGACAAGUUGUUUCUUUGGAGCGUGUGCAACCUUCUUCAGAUCAUGUUCCACACGGGUACUUAUUGGCAGAAGCAGGUGACACAUUAUUUGCUUCCUUUGUGGGAACAAAGCAGUACAAGGAUGUCAUGGCUGAUGCAAAUAUACUGCAAGGUGCUAUCUUUCAUGAUUCCGUGGAAGAUGCUGAGGAAAUUGAUGCUGUCAAAUCUAAACAACAUGAAAGUCCAACGGGAAAUUCGGAAUACUUAGGGAAUCCCCUUGAAAAAACAAAAUCUAAGCAACUUAAAGAUAAAUCUAAACCUGCUGCCCAUCGGGGCUUUUUGGCUCGUGCUAAAGGGAUACCUGCUUUGGAGCUAUACAAACUUGCUCAGAAGAAGAAGAGGAAACUUGUAUUAUGCGGACAUUCACUUGGUGGAGCAGUUGCAGCUUUAGCUACCCUCGCCAUUUUGAGGGUUAUAGCCGUUGCAUCAUCGUCAAAGGAAGGUGAUAAAGUUUUAAUUAAAUGUAUAACAUUCUCCCAGCCACCAGUUGGAAAUGCUGCUUUAAGAGAUUAUGUUAAUAGAAAUGGCUGGCAGCAUUAUUUCAAGAGUUACUGCAUUCCAGAAGAUCUGGUGCCCCGCAUACUUUCUCCAGCAUAUUUUCAUCAUUAUAAUGAUCAGGCUCAACCGAUGCCUGCUGAAGCUGAAUCUUCUAAUUUUUCAAUGUUAAAACAUGACGAGGGGAUAGAGAAGCUAAAAGACAAUGAAGGGGAGCAGUUGGUUUUGGGGUUGGGUCCUGUACAGCGAUCAUUUUGGAGACUCUCGAGGCUUGUUCCUUUGGAGAGUGUGAGGAGACAGUUGAACAAAUACAGAGAAAAAGGAGUUAACUCUGUAGAAACGUCUUCUUCAGCUGAUUCUGUUGCAGCAAAUUGGGUUGAAGAUGAUGUAGUUGAACCACAGUCUCUUGAAAUCCAGGAGGGUUCAGAUGGCAUUUCUCUUGAGCCAAUUUCUGAUACUGAUAAAGUGCUACCAGAUGUAGCAACAAGUGGAAAGUUAGCAGAACAAGGGAACAUUAAAGCUGGGGAUGGUGGGAACUGGCGCAGGGUGCCUUAUUUACCUUCUUAUGUACCAUUUGGGCAGCUUUAUCUCUUGGGGAAUUCAUCAGUGGAAUCACUGUCAGGUGCAGAGUAUUCAAAGUCAACCUCGGUCAAAUCUGUUAUUACGGAGUUAAAGGAACUAUUUCAGUCACAUUCCAUGAAGUCAUAUAGAUCUCGAUUUCAGAGAAUCUAUGACCUAUGCAUGAGUGAUAAUCCUACAUCUUUCCUUGGAAUUGAGCAACAGCCACAGUUUCCACAUCUACAGCAGUGGCUUGGUCUUUCAGUUGCAGGUUCUGUUGAGCUUGGGCAUAUUGUAGAGUCUCCAGUCAUUCACACAGCUACUUCAAUCGCUCCUCUUGGAUGGAAUGGAGUACCUGAUGAGAAGAAUGGAGAUCUUCUAAAAGUUGAUAUCACUGGAUUGAGGUUGCAUCUCUGCACACUUGUUCAUGCUCAAGUGAACGGUAACUGGUGUUCCACUAGAGUAGAAUUGUUUCCUUCGGUUCCAGCUUAUUCUUCAAAUUAUGAAGUGGAGCCAGAAUUGCAAACGAUGCGGGUUGUAGUUAGAGCACCAUUGAGACAGCCAUUAAAGCAUCAGAUAGUGGCAGAUACAUUGGUGCCUGUGUUUCCUUCUAUUCAUUCAGAUGCUGCCAAUCUCACUCAUGUAAAUACUUCAGGAUUCUUUCAUGAUGAAAAAAUCAUCCAUGCUGAAGGUUUGGGUGAUUUUCGCAUAUUCUGCACCGGUGAUUUUGCUACUGUAUCUAAGGAGGUUCAAGUCAGAAUUCGUAGGGUCCGGCUACUUGGCCUUGAGGGUGCUGGUAAAACUGCUCUUCUUAAGUCAAUACUUUGUCAAAGAAAAGUGAACACUAUCUCCAAUAAUGAGAACAUGCUCCCCGAGGCUGAUGUUCAAGAGGGUAUUGUUGGUGGGUUAUGCUACUACGACACAGCGGGGAUAAAUUUGCAGGAUCUGAAUGGGGAGAUUUCUCGUUUCAGGGAUGAACUGUUGAUGGGAAUUCGUGACCUAAGUCAGAAGACAGAUUUGAUCGUUCUUGUGCAUAACUUGUCCCAUAAAAUACCUCGAUACAAUCACUCAGACGUGUCACAACAGAAGCCAGUGCUUUCACUUAUGUUAGAUGAGGCUCAAUCACUCGGAAUCCCUUGUGUCCUCGCCAUAACAAAUAUAUUUUCUGUCAGUGCAAAUCAGCAAAAAGCUGCAGUUGAUGCUGUUGUACAGGCAUACCAAGUAUCUUUAAGUGCAACUGCAGUUAUCAAUUCCUGUCCAUAUGUUAUACCCAGUGCUGCAAGUGCUUCUUCUUGGGAUGCAAUUGGUGGAGCAUCUGAUGGAAGGAUGGAUGCUCAAAAACUUAUUUUUGCCCCACUAAGUCUUGUUCGGAGGCCUUUCCAGAAGAAAGAUAUCGUUCUUCCAAUGGAGGGUGUCUCGUCACUCUGUCAGCUGGUCCACCGUGUGCUUCAGAGCCAUGCAGAGGCCUCUUUCCAGGAACUUGCUAGAGAUAGACUUAUGUUGGAAUUGGCACGAGAACGUGCGAUGACAAUGGAUGUAAGUGCGGAUUCCCAAGACAAGGCGUUCUCCCUAACAUCUGCAGAGGUGGGUGCUUCCCUUGGUGCUGGUCUUGCCCUUGUCUUGGCUGUUGUGAUGGGUGCAGCAUCUGCCUUGAGGAAGCCCUGAGCAUCUAUCAUGUUUUUUUAUUUUUUGCCUCUUCAUAUUUCAUGACCGCAUGUGUUCCAGGAUUGAGCUUUGGGUACACGAUAUCUCCUUGCUUUCUCCCAUUAGUGGCCCAGUAGAGUUCAUUGUUUAGGUUCCACUAUCAGAUGACCAGUCAUUUUUGUCCGUUGUUUAUAUAAUAUUUAUAGGCAAGGAGGAUAGGCGUCCUAACAAAAGUUUGUGUUUUUCUAAACCCGUGCCUUCUUUCCUGGAUGUACAAAUUGUGUAUUUUUCAGUUUUAUUAGCAACAGAAUAGUUGCUCUUUACCCUUCAGAUACUUGAGUUCCAUUUCUUGAGAUCAAUCUACAAUGAAUAUGAAAAUGGGA
Molecule: messenger RNA, 3743 nt
Organism: Juglans regia (Persian walnut)
Lineage: Eukaryota; Viridiplantae; Streptophyta; Magnoliopsida; Fagales; Juglandaceae
Exons: 14
Coding region: 310-3381 (1023 amino acids)
Biological process (GO): lipid metabolic process
Source: RefSeq, a predicted model, not a curated record